GACAGGUCUGUACAGCGCUUUGUCUGGGGGCAGUGAGACAGGAAAGCUGCAGACUUGUCAGGAGGAGUCCCUGUGUGCCACUGUUUCAUUGGGUAUUGUGGUUAGUGCAUCGAACGCAGCUAACUGAGUGAAUCAUACUUGCUGAAAAUCUUCUCUCUGCCUGGGAGUGGAUCUAGCUCUACAAUCCACAGAAUCAUGGGAGGGGUGCAAUCACUGGAACUGCCUCCUGCAAACGGGCCCCAUAAAGUGGGCUGCACAGACAUCAUGGCUGAUCACACAAGGCAGGGAAGUUUCUUCCGUUUAUAUUAUCCCUGUGAGGCCAGUGAGCAGCUGAAGCACCCACCCUGGAUUCCCCGAUACGAGUACUGUGGAGGCCUUGCAGAUUACCUGGAGAGGAACAAGAGGUGGUGCGCCCCUAUACUCAAUUUGGCAUUUGGCUACUAUGAAGUCCCGGUUAGAUGGGGCGCUCCUUUCAGAGCUGCAGAGAAGUAUCCGCUGAUCAUAUUUUCUCACGGUCUUGGGGCUUUCAGGACCGUAUACUCCACUGUCUGCAACGAGAUGGCAUCUCAGGGGUUUGUCAUUGCUGCUGUCGAGCACAGAGAUGAAUCGGCUUGCGCCACCUUUUUUUUCAAGUCUCCUGUUGAGGAUUUGGAGCAGCCAAUUCGAACAACAACUCCAAUAGAACAAUUCCCCGAGGAACCUGGAUCACGCCAAGCCAGCCCACCUGCGCUGGAGGAAGAAUGGCUCUCAUAUAGGAAACUGGAUACAGCCGGGGAAGAAUACUCCCUCAGGAAUAAACAGCUUCAUCAGCGAGUGGAGGAGUGCAGCCGGGCUUUGAACCUUCUUACAGAUAUCAACGAUGGGAAGCUCAUCAAAAAUGUCCUUCCUGGCGACUUGGACCUCUCCGUUAUGAAGGGCUGCAUUGAUCUGGAGAGGGUUGCGGUGAUGGGUCACUCGUUUGGAGGCGCCACAGCGAUUCUGGCAGUCGCUAAGGACCCACGGUUCAAGUGUGCAAUAGCUCUGGAUGGCUGGAUGUUCCCACUGCCAGAUGAUGUUUAUUCCAAUGUGCAAAAUAACAAUCCUCUGUUAUUUGUCAACUCUGCUAAAUUCCAGACCGAUGACAGCAUCAGUAAGAUGAAGAGGCUGCAAUCUACUGGCAAUAAGAUCAAGAUUAUCACCAUAGCAGGUUCAGUACAUCAGAGCCAGACGGAUUUCACACUACUAACAGGUCAAUUGCUCAGCUUGGCGUUCGAAACAAAGGGGACCAUAGAUCCUAAAAAGGGCCUCGAAAUCACCAACAAGGCCUCUCUGGCCUUCCUGCAGAGACAUUUGGACCUAAAAAAGGACUUCAACGAGUGGGAUCAUUUUUUGGAAGGGAAAGGAUGUCAUGUGACUCUCGUAGAGUGAAUCUUGUCUUCAGGCUCAAAUUGUCCUGAUGCUCGACAUGGAAUCCAACUGGUUUGUAAUGUGAAGGCUGAUGAAAUUGUGUUGCAGUGACUGGAUUUCCAAGGGUCAAAUACUCGUAUCUUGUGUCAGGAUCCUAAAUGGCACAUCAUGCAGCACUAACGUGACACGGCAUUUGGCCUGCAUCUAAACCAAUGCAUCCAUUCCCCCCUAAAACAUUCGAACAACAAUUCAGUGUACAACAAUCCAUAACCAGCACAAAUACUUAUAAAAGGAAAAAUUGCUUUUAUUUCCUGAAUGAUGGGGAGCGAGUGUUUGGCUUGAGUACAGUACAGCCUACAUGGAAUUUCACUACUCACUCCUACUUCCUCUCCCACCAAACAAUGGAUGAAUAGCUGCACCUCCCAGCAUUUUACUGAGUGGUACAGAUCAAACUGGCUCAGAUUUAUUCGCUGAUCUGUGCUGAGUUAGCAAAUCUCAAAUAAGGAGGACCAUAGGGAAUUAGUUCCCUGAGUUAGGUGACAAAAGAAUCAUUCUCUGCCGUGAUGCCCUCUAUGGUAGAAUAGUCUACCUGCACAUACUGUCUGAGCUCACUCACAAAGUAAAGCCACUCGGGUUGGGUGGUAAUAGGAUAAUUAAAUCAUUCUCUUUAUCCUGCCACCCCUCUCCAUUGUUCUGACGUGGGCUUCAGCUGGCAUUAACAAGACCAGCCUGACACACAGUCAUGGAUCUGAGCUGGCUCAGACCAGGCUGAUUUAGAUACUGGAUGGAAGUUGGCAUUCGUAGAACUGAGCCCCAGCAACAGUCAGUGCUUUUGGAUUGGUGAUGAAUAUAAUUUUUAUGUGCUUUCAUUGGCCUGUGGUUACAGUAGUAAACUGUAAUUAUGAAGAGGAUAUCGGAUGAGUCCUGGAAAAUGGAAACAUUUUAAGAUUGCAAAACUUCUCGAUGGACAUUGGCAGCUACUGCUGCUUUAGGGGAUGUAAGGAAAUAUGACCCUAGUCAGCUUUAUAUUGGAAGUUAUUUUUGUAGAUUUCUCAGGUUAGGUUGGGAUUUCACUGCUCUGUCCAGCAGUAACUGGCACAGGGUUGUGCAGCAUACUCUUCAUAUAUUAGAAUUGUAAAGUGUCCCUAAGAUUUAAUUAAUUGUAAUGUUAAUGCUAGAAUUUCUGAUAUUGGUCUUUGGUGUUUUUAUGGUUUGAUACUUCUAAGGAAAACCAGUCCCCAGGCACUCCAUUUCAGCUUUGAUCUGUUUGGGUGGAUGUCUGGGAUGGAAAAGAUGAGGGGACUUGAGUCUCAUUACACUGAGGGGUCAGUGAGUCAUUGCCUUCAGUGACUGUCCAUCUCAACAGCUUUUUCAGAGAGCAUUUAAAGUCAAUCACAUGGCGUGAGACAUGAAAGAAAGAACUUUCAUUUAAAUAUUACAACCUCAGGACAAACCAAAAUAUUUUAUAGCCAAUGAAAUACUUUGUGUAGUUAUUGUUGAUAAUGUAGCUAACUUGCACACACCAAAAUUCCACACAUGACAAUGACCAGUUAAUCUGUUUUGAUGAUGUUGAAGUGCUCCCAUGCUGUUCUUUCAAUAAUGCCAUGCGAUCUUUAGCAUCCAGAUUUGGUAAGGGUGACAGGUUUCCUUCCCUAAAGGGUAUUUAUGAAUUAGUUGAGGUUUUAUGACAAUCUGACAGCUUCGUGCUCACUUUUACUGAUACCAGCUUCUUAAUGCCAGAUUUUUAUAUUUUUAACUGAAAUCAAAUUCAAUUGGUUGGUGACCAAUAGCUUGGUCAAACAAGUAGGUUUUAAGGAGUGUCUGAAAGGAAGAAAGCAAGGUAGAGAGGCACAGAGAUUUAGGCAAGGAAUUCCAAAGCUCAGGCAGCUGAAGAGAUGUCCAUAGAUAUAAAAAUGAAAAAGUGCGGAUGCUGGAAAUCCAAAACAAAAACAGAAUUACCUGGAAAAACUCAGCAGGUCUGGCAGCAUCGGCGGAGAAGAAAAGAGUUGACAUUUCGAGUCCUCAUGACCCUUCAACAGAACUGAUUGAAUAUUAGAAGAGGGGUGAAAUAUAAUUAUGCUUGGUGGACUUGGUGCGAGUUAGGAUAAGUGGUGUAAGUGACCCAUGUUAAGUUAAAAUACUCUGCUUAGGGGUGAGAAAGACAGCUCAGUUAAGUGUACAGAAAUCUCCCUUGGCAACAUAUAUGGCCCUGCCAAUGCGACCACACAAUAAAGUUCCCUUACCCUUUAAUUUCAUUCUCUAGAAUAAUACAAGGUGGGAUGCUGUAUGCUACUAGUUAAAAAGAGCGUUGGCCCCAGUGGUGUUCAGUAUCAGUUUCUUCAACCAAGUUAGCUCCUUGCUUAUGUAGAGAUUACACAAACGAAAGUACUAUUCCUUGGAAUGUAGACAGUUAAGGGGUAAUUUGGUUGAAGUUUUCAAGAUAUUAAGGAGGACAGACAAAGUAAAUAGAGAAACUAUUUCCACUGAUUAGAGUGUCUAGGAUUGGGGGGACACAAGCCUCAAAAUUUAGAGCCAGACCUUUCAGGAGUGAAAUUAGUGGCUGGACUUUUGUGGACUCAGGAUCACUGCUGAGACCUCUAAAAAUGGCAGUCGGGCCAUAAUCUGGGACCCCUACCCUCAUUCCCGGCAUCGGCAGUUUUCACCAGCGCAGGAUAAGUUUGAGAGUGACGAUCCUGCACUUUGCACUCCCGACUUGGCAGGUUCCGUUGCUGGGGUAGGCAUCACCUAUCCCUUGCAAUUUUUGUGGAGUCAAGCCAGUUUCUUGAGGACAUGUGGUUCACUGGGUCUGGAUUCCAGAACCUUUUGAAAGGUUUAUUUAAAAAGUCUAACCCAAGCCCCUGCCAUGUCCCCAUUCCACCUCCAUUCCUUUUCUAUGGCAUCAAGCUACCUCCAUGGCCAUUCACGCAGUAUGCACUAUGUACAGAAUCAUAGAAUAACAAUGGCAAGACUUGAAAUUCUGAUUGGUACAGAAAAGAGCACCCAUUCAGAAAUCUGCCUUAUAAAACACUACUGCUCUUACACCGUAUAAAAGUGACAUCAGACAGAGCCAUUAUAAUAUCAAUAACAUGCACUUUACCUCAUUUCACACCUUUUAAUCACAUCCAAAUAAACAUACAGAUGUUGAAAAACAAAUCAAAGAAUAAUUUACUAUAAUCUCUCAAAGAUGCCAAGCAAACACUCUACUUCAGCCUGUGAAAACAGACUUCCUGAUGAGCUAAUCCACCAAUGAGUUUUGGAACUCAACCAAGCUUCCAUCAUGAAGCCAUCUGAGAACUGUAUCAAUAGAAACAGAUGGCCAGACAUAUGUUUCUCUAGAGGGCCUCAUUUUGAAUGUUUGGGUGAGCUCCAAGACCCUCUACUAGAUUAGUUAGGCAGUGGUCUGUUUCCAUAGGCUAAAGUGGAAUGUUUGCUUUGAUUGGCAUCUUUAUGAGGUUAUAAUAAGUUAUUCUUUAUUUGAUCUAUUCUUUUAAUGUCUGUUUAUUUGGCUAGAUUAAGAGAUAUGAAAUAAGGUAAAUCUUCUGUUAUUGACACUAUAAUGGCUCUGCCUGAAUUUUACAGUAUAACAAUGACAUAUAAUAACAGUGGCAAAUCUUGAAAUGCUGAUUGGUACAGAAAAGAACACUCAUUCAGAACUCUGCCUUGAAAGAAACUGCUGCUCUUACAGCCUAUAAAAGUGACAUCAGACAGAGCCAUUACAGUAUCAAUAACAGAAACUUUACCUCACUUUGCCUCUCUUAAUCUUGUCCAAAUAAACACACACAUUGAGAAACGGAUCAAAGAAAGAGCAGCAGUUUUAUUUUCAAAGCAGAUUCUGGACUGGGUGGUUUUUUUUAAAUCAGCAUUUCAAGACUUGCCAUUGUAAAGUGUGUACUGGACAAGUGGGCAUGGAGGUGACUGACCAUGGAGCUAUUAAUGUAUAUAAUGUAAUUGGAUUUUUUUAAAAUAGAGGUGUGUGUUAAUUGGAUUAAAGCCAGCUAAUCUUGGUGCUUUGAUGUAUAGUAGUUCUGAGAUGUAAACAGAGAGGU
Messenger RNA from Carcharodon carcharias (great white shark), 5432 nucleotides. RefSeq names its product platelet-activating factor acetylhydrolase 2, cytoplasmic-like. Gene Ontology annotation, molecular function: 1-alkyl-2-acetylglycerophosphocholine esterase activity. Bases 196 to 1407 code for a protein of 403 amino acids. NCBI's taxonomy places the organism in Eukaryota, Metazoa, Chordata, Chondrichthyes, Lamniformes, Lamnidae. The record is from RefSeq and is a predicted model, not a curated record. The transcript has 12 exons.